Exaiptasia diaphana is the source of this 2196-nucleotide messenger RNA. RefSeq lists its product as uncharacterized. NCBI's taxonomy places the organism in Eukaryota, Metazoa, Cnidaria, Anthozoa, Actiniaria, Aiptasiidae. The transcript has 3 exons. The record is from RefSeq and is a predicted model, not a curated record. The coding region runs from base 85 to 1839 and encodes 584 amino acids.
CGCUACAGAUCAACCAGUCAAUAUUUUGAGCUAGUCGUCGAUUUAAGAAGCUGAAUUUACUGGUAUAGUUCACAAAGUUUUAUCAUGCCUACAGCUUAUUACUCACGACAGUAUCGAAGCGAUCGUUUCAACGACAGCAACACAGAUUGCUUAAGCGAAAAUUGGACAUCACACUCCAGGUCAAGAAAGCAGUUUUCAGGCGAAGGGACAAUACGAUCAAGUACUAAAAAUGACUAUGGAAGGCGCACAUCCCACAAGAUUAGAGAAACUUACUUUCUCGAUGAAGAAGAUGGGAUACAACACUCGGGUAAGAAAGAUACGGGUGGUUUUUUGGAUGGCUUUUAUUCCAAGGCCAGUCGUCAGCAUUCAAACGAAGGCGUAGUACAAGCAAGGCCAAAAAAAGGUUAUGGAAGUAAUUAUAAUACAUCUCAAUCCGGAAAGAAUUCGUUUGUAAAAGAAAACCGAAUGCAGUACUCUAGCAGGAAAGUAAUGGAUGGAUCAAAGAAAGGAGCUAUACAGUCAAGAACCAAAAAGGGAUAUGGAGACAGUUCAUGGCAACCAAAGAAUGCCUUAGCAACUUCAUCGUCCUCCCAAUCACUGUUUUGUGAUUAUGGAGACAAUGCAUUUAACCGAACACAAGAUACUUCACCAAAAUCAUCAGCAACAGCAACAGCAACAGCAUCAGCAUCAUUAACUUAUCAUGCAAAACCAAGAAGACAUGAAAUAAAAACUAAAACAGACCAUGAGAAAUUGAAAGAUACAAGCGCCUUCCGACCUGUUAACUACGGGAAUGUAAUCCAUGAGCCAAAGCGACUGGCUGAGUUUAAGUGGCAGAAAUUGGAAAAUGCAACGGAAGAAGAAGAAAGACAGUUUUUGCUAAAGUACUUCAAAGAAGGCAAAUUUCAAGACGUACCUGUGAAUUGCGCAACAACGAAUAUAGGAGACCAUCUGUUCUGCCCAGGAUCACUUCUUGGAAAAUCUUACGAGCACCAUUUCGUGUGUGUUGGUGUCCACAGCGACGGGAUCGAAGUGAUCGAGUAUGCCGGACAAUACUCCAGUAAGGCAGCAUCAUCUUCCUCCUCAAAUCCGCUGGCGUUUGCCAAAAUCCAAAAACGAUAUAAAACGUUUCAAGAGCUAAAGGAAAAAAAGACCAAAAAGCGACUUUGGCCAAAGGAACUGGAAAGAUUUGAUGACUAUGAAGUUGUUUCACGUGCUGAAAACAGAAUGAAGGAAGAAGGCAGAUGGUAUAAUGUGCUUACCAACAACUGCGAGAGCUUUGUCAACUGGUGCAAGUGUGGUCUGAACGUUAGCUUGCAAGUGAAGCCACAAUACAAGACCUCUUGGGAAGCUGUUAAAGCAGUGGGAAGCGGAGUCUUUCAGGUAGUUAAAGCCUUUGCAGCGAAAGAAGCCACUCCUUUCUUGGUCAAAGCAGCUGCCAACCUCUCCGACGACGCCGUUGGCUUAAUUUUAGGUCCACUGUCUCCUAUUGGAUUUGCCAUUGGUGGUCUGAUUGAAACAGGUCUCGUUGUUAAAAACUUCUGCGAAGACCGCCAAAAGGUGAAGCAAAACAUCAUGACAGAACGCCAACUUAAAGUCAACACUGUCAAAAACUCAGCAAAAGCAAUUGGCCGCUUUUCUCUUGGAACUGCAGGCGCGUUUAUUGGUUCUGCACUUGGACCUGUUGGAACAAUUGUUGGAGGUGUAGUUGGUGCAGUUGUAGGCCAUUGUGGAGGAGCUGCAGUGGGCUGGUGCUACGAGAACGCUCCAAAAAUAAAGCGGUCUAUACAAGAUAAGGUUAUCUCACCAGUAAAGAGGUUUUUUAAAUCUCUUUUUUCAUAAUUUCAACAUUGUUAUACUGGUAUUCAUAAACUAUUACGUGGUACGUUAAUGAAGAUAGCCGUCAACAUACCGUCAUGUUAAAUGCUAAUGUUGAGAGCGAAUCUCAUUUUAGCAGUAUAGAUAGAACAUGAUUAGAUAUAAGAAUACCAACAAGGCUAUACUGUUAGCAUAAAGUCAUGUGAUAUGCUAAUAAUGAGGAGAGCGAAUCUCACUUUAGCAGUAUAGAUAGAACAUGAUUAGAUAUAAGAAUACCCACAAGGCUGUACUGUUAACAUAAUGUCAUGUGAUAUGCUAAUGAGGAGAGCGAAUCUCACUUUAGCAACAUAGAUAAAACAUGAUUAGAUAUAAGAAUACCCA